UGAUAGAAAACUAGAUUUGAAUAAAGCAGAGAUUUAUAUAUAUAUAUAUAAACAUGUCCAAACCCUGGAUCCUAGUCUCCCCAGCCAGCCGUGGAAUCGGGCACGCGCUAACCCGCCACCUGCUCCGGACGACCACCGCCCCCAUCCUAGCCACGGCGCGGACCGAUCUCCCGGGCGUCCGGGCAUCGCUCUUGGAUUCCUUAUUCCCAUCCCCCCCACCCCCUUCCCAUUCCCAUUCCCAAAACAAAGACGCAUCCACCCGCCUCCACCUCCUCCCCCUCGACGUAACCUCCGAGCCCACCAUCUCCGCCGCCUCCGCCACCGCAGCCCGUCUCUUCCCCCCCUCAACGCACCACCUGCGCCUCGCCUUCGCGCUGCCGGGGAUUCUGCGCCCGGAGAAGAGCCCGCGCGACGUGGACCACGACGCGGCGCUCGCGAUGCUGCAAACAAAUACACUGGGGCCCCUGAUGCUGAUGAAGUGGUUUGGGGAGUUCCUGCCGCGGCGGGGGACGCGGGUAGCAGGGUGGGGGGAGGUGUUCUCGCCGCCGCCGCCGCCAACCUCUUCGCCAUCGUCAUCGUCAUCGCACGGUGAUGCAGGAGGGGAAGGGGCGGACGCGGAAAACACCACCGCAACCUGGCUCACCGCCUCCGCGCGCGUCGGCUCGACCUCCGACAAUCGCCUCGGCGGGUGGUUCACGUACCGCGCCUCCAAGAGCGCCGUCGUCAGCCUCACGCGCACCUUCGACCACCACCUGCGCUCCCGCUCCGGCGCCAACGCCGCCGCCAUCGCGUAUCACCCCGGCACCGUCCGCACGGGGCUCAGCGAGGCGUUCUGGGAGAGGGUGGGUAGUGAUAAGUUGUUUAGUGCGGAGUUUGCGGUCGAGAGGAUGGUGGAGGUUGUGAGGAGGAGGGGGGGUGGAGGGAAGGAGGGUGAGGGGGAUAGGGGGAGGUGCUGGGAUUGGAAGGGGGAGGAGGUUUUGCCUUGAGCUUGUGUGGGUUGGGGGGGGGGAUUUUUGGGGCUAUGGUUGGUUGUGUUCAUAAUAGAACACAAUUUUCUCUAAUCCUGACCUAUUUUGUAGGGAUGUCUGUUAUGUAGAACAACGUUUGGAAGACGAGGAAAUCAACCCUAGCCACUCGGAUAGGAAAGAAAGGGGGAAAUCGACAUACGAUCCAGGCAACGGAGGCUUUA
This is a messenger RNA of Hypoxylon fragiforme, 1189 nucleotides long. RefSeq names its product NAD(P)-binding protein. Lineage: Eukaryota; Fungi; Ascomycota; Sordariomycetes; Xylariales; Hypoxylaceae. The transcript has a single exon. The record is from RefSeq and is a predicted model, not a curated record. Bases 54 to 986 code for a protein of 310 amino acids.